Lucilia sericata (common green bottle fly) is the source of this 3915-nucleotide messenger RNA. It is a transcript of the gene RapGAP1, whose product is annotated as rap1 GTPase-activating protein 1. Bases 1440 to 3881 code for a protein of 813 amino acids. Gene Ontology annotation, molecular function: GTPase activator activity. Gene Ontology annotation, biological process: activation of GTPase activity; regulation of small GTPase mediated signal transduction. NCBI's taxonomy places the organism in Eukaryota, Metazoa, Arthropoda, Insecta, Diptera, Calliphoridae. The record is from RefSeq and is a predicted model, not a curated record. The transcript has 4 exons. Gene Ontology annotation, cellular component: cytoplasm.
ACAAAUCAUUCGUUAGUGAGACGUGCUAGAGUUUGGAACGUUACUAAAUUUAUAAACGGAACACAAAUGACUAAAAAAAAUAAUAAGAAAAAGUGAUUAAUAAAAAAUGCAUAUAAUACAUACAUUUAAACAUAAACUAACUUGAAAUUUUUUCAAAUAAACUAAUUUAUUAAUUAAUAAAAAAACAUAAAUACAAAACCACAAAAUGAAGCCUCAACAAACAGUGAAACUAAUAAAACAUAAAAAAUUUGUGGUUUUAUGCAGCAAGAUUAAUAAUCUAAAUUAUUGUAAAAUUUUGUAAAACAACAAAAAAAUAUUUUUAACAUAGAUUUAUGUUUAACUAGAAAAUAUUUAAUUAUUAACAGACAAUUGAGAAAAGAAUCUGAAAAGUUGCUCUGUGAAUUUGUAUAGAAAAGAGCUUUAAAAAGUUAAGCUUAAACUAAAAGUGUAAUUUGUUAAUACAAAUGAAUAUUGAAUCUAUAGAAAAACACAAACAACUAUAAAAAUAAAGCUUGAAAAUAUUGUUACUCAAAACUUCUCAAAAUUUUAAAAUAACACAACGCAACAACAACAACAAUAACACAAAAACUGCAAAACAAAAAACCUGUCAAACAAGUUAAGAAAUAAAUAUAAAAUAAAACAAAAUAAUAAAUGAAAAAAUAAACUACAAAAAGAGGCAAAAAAAUAUAACCAAAAAAAAUUUAAUUUAACACAACCAACCCAUUUAUUUGCCAACUGACAGCAACAACAAAAUACAACAACGAAAGCCAACAACAACAAAAACAAACUAGCAAAGAAAACCCCUCUCCCGAUUUUUGUUUAAAACUGGAUUUUGUUAUUACGAAAAACCAAAAUAUUAUUAUAUUAGUUGUUUUUCUUUUAAACGCCCACUGUUAAACAGACAACAACAAAUGCAACACAAAUUCAUGUUGUUGUUCAUUUAGCAAGCAGACUCAAGACGAAAAACAGAAAAAAAAGAAACAGGCUGUUUUUUGUCUGAUCCCCAUUUUUUACAACUUCCUUUCACACACUUCCCGACUCCCUUUCCUUUACAUUUACUUUACAAGAGAACACCAACCAACCAACUCUUUUUUUGUGGCUCUACUUUGGGUCUGCCAUAAAAGGAAACCAACAUUAAGUUUUGUAAAGUGUGCAAAGUAGAAGAAGUGUGGUUGUUUUUGGUCGCCAUCAACGUACUAAUAGUUGUUGUACUUACUGUCUGUCUCUCUUAAGAACAAUUUUGCAAACAAUUUUCUUGUUGUUUGCCAAACAGAAAAAAACCUUGAUUAGUUUUUUUAUAAAUAAUAUUUUGGUCGUUGGGUCUGCUGUCUGUAGUUGUCGUGUGCCCGUCUUAGAUUUUUUUGCUACGUUGGAGUCUUAAUUUGAAGGUGGCAUUUUAUACAGAAGGCGCCGAACGUCGUUGGGUUCGACAAGCCGUUAUGGGGGUACUAAGGUGGCGCGAUCUACCCGGAUCGCGAGUUUCGGUUGGCUCAUCGAAUCACUCAAAUAGUAAUCAUACAAACAAUAACAACAACAAUAGAGGAGAGGCACAUCACCGCAACUCAAAUGAUGAACGUGUACCCAACCCACAUUCACCUCAUGACAUCAACGCUAGUAAUAACAUGCACAUUGUCACACCUCAUAGUUUGCAGCAUUCUGCUUCACGCUCUACCAUGAGACAUUCCAUGUCGAAUUCCUCUAGUAGCACACCCGCUUCUCCUCAACUCAGUGGCAUCAUCACUGCCAGCGGUGGUCAACUGCUAUCGAACGGUCAUCACUAUCAAUCACAAUCGUCGUCACAAUCUUCAAUAAUCUCAACGAUACCAGCAUCGCAGCGAGUGCUGGAAGAGGUCCUGGGCAAGGGUGCGCCUUAUCCCAUGAUUUGUCUGCCUUCGUCUGGCUAUUGGGUAGAUGGUACCGAUCAUGAGUGCACCUAUGAUUCAAGGGGCAACCCCAUGUUGCCUCAAACCACCUGGAUGGCUAAAUUCGAAACAGACGACACAGCUAAAUGUUAUCGUCGGUUUUACGCUGCCCGAGAACACUCCAAUUUAGUGGGCUAUGAUGAACAAUUGGGCCCAGUCUUGAUCUCUAUUAAAACAGAAAAUGUGGCCAAUCAGGAGCACAUACGUAUCUUGUUGCGUCUGCGAACUGGCACUAUGCACGAAUUGAUCCCUGUAUCGUGUUUAGGCCCCACACCCAGUCCCAACAAAAUGGUACGUUUAUUAAACGACCAAAUCAAUGUCGACAGUUUUAUGCCCGUUCUCUGCCCCAAGGCUUCACAGCUGAUUGGAGUGUACGAUGAACAUGUUCUAGUAUCGAAUUUCAAAUUCGGUAUUUUAUACCAAAGAUAUGGCCAAACUACCGAGGAAGAACUGUUCAGCAACAAUAACUCCUCGGCCGCUUUCGAGGAAUUUCUGGAUGUAAUCGGCCAACGUAUUAAACUUAAAGAUCACAAAGGCUAUAGAGGUGGAUUGGACAUACAAAAUGGUCACACUGGAGAUACUGCAAUCUAUGAAGUGUUCAAGGAACGUGAGAUAAUGUUCCAUGUUUCCACCAUGUUGCCAUAUACUGAGGGAGAUCCACAACAGUUACAGCGUAAACGUCACAUUGGCAAUGAUAUAGUCGCGAUCGUAUUCCAAGAAUCGAAUACGCCUUUUUCGCCCGACAUGAUUGCCAGUCAUUUCUUGCACGCCUUCAUCGUAGUACAACCCUUGGAACCAAACACCCCCAAUACACGUUACAAGGUCAGUGUGGCGGCUCGCGAUGAUGUACCCUUUUUCGGUCCCACCCUUCCUAAUCCCGCAGUUUUCCGCAAGGGUCAGGAGUUUAAGGAGUUUCUUCUAACAAAACUAAUCAAUGCUGAGAACGCCUGCUACAAGGCCGAAAAGUUUGCUAAAUUAGAGUUACGAACUCGUACGUCUCUUUUACAAAAUCUGGUAGACGAAUUAAAAGAGAAGACUAGAGAAUUUCUGGGUGCCGAUUUGGUUGGCCAAAUGGCUGCCAGUCCCACGCCAGAAACCCCAAAAGCCGAUAAUACCACAGCGGGAUCACGUUUUAUUGAUACAGUCAAGAAAGCCUUGAUUUCGCGUGUACGCUCACAAAGUGUAGAUACCAGUAAUUUGGCGAGUGUUGAGAAAUUCUGUGUUUCCACUAAAAUGAAUUCUUCCGCCACCAGCACGAAUUCGAAGAAGGAUACGAGUUUGACAGAGACGCCUAAUUUAAAUACUUGUAGUCGCACUGCUUCCAAAUCUUCUUCGAAGUCAAAAUCUUCUAAUGACUCAACUUCAUCCUCACCCGACAUCACUUCCCGAGGUCCCUUAAAUAACGGCACGAUGAAUAACAACAAUGGUCAUUGUUCGCUUACAAAUAACAGCAAAGAUUUACAGAACGGAAACAAUUCCAACAAUGGUGGCACUACAACCAACUGCGGUGGUGCUGCCGCCACUAUGUCCGAAACUAGUGAUGACUCCAGUUUAAACAGUGUAGAUCUGGAUCCAAUGAUGGGCCAUUUAGAUGGCGGCGCUGCCUAUAUUGACAGCGAUACUGGUUUGGAGUCCAUGUCUUCGGCAGAGGCUACCACAAAGGCCUGCUCUUUGUGUUUGGAUGGUUCACAGGGUAUGAUGGGUUCAUCGCCCAGCAAUGAAACUAUGGUUAUGAUUGAGAAUCUGAGACAGGAGGUGACCAGACUAAAAUGUGACAAAUUAGAUUUGUUGAGACAGAAUGUGACUUGCCAACGUGACAUUAAACGUCUGCGUGAACGUGAACUUUCCCUACAAGGUGAUUUGGCAGCAGCCGGUAAAGAAAUAUUACGCUUAAGAGAUCUUCUCAAAGAAUACAUGCCCGAUUUGGCAGCCUCGCCACUUUCGAUUUCUCCCAUUUAAACUGCAGUUGAAGACGAAAUUCAAGUAUCGGCUA